This is a messenger RNA of Mugil cephalus (flathead mullet), 2192 nucleotides long. RefSeq names its product N-acetyllactosaminide beta-1,3-N-acetylglucosaminyltransferase 2-like. The transcript is spliced from 2 exons. Gene Ontology annotation, molecular function: hexosyltransferase activity. Gene Ontology annotation, cellular component: membrane. The coding region runs from base 207 to 1568 and encodes 453 amino acids. Lineage: Eukaryota; Metazoa; Chordata; Actinopteri; Mugiliformes; Mugilidae. The record is from RefSeq and is a predicted model, not a curated record.
UGUGCCGUUCCUCUUAAAUCUGAAGCAACUGCAGCAGACGCAUCAUUCGAGCGGCCGGAGGGCUUCAGCCUACAGACACUGUCCCUGCACUGACUCACUGGAUCACACGCUGAAGGAUUCUUGUCUUCUUUCUGCUUUCUCGCUGGAUUAUUAGCAUGAACUAGUUGAAUAUUCGCUGAAGGAGCCUUUUGCUUUAAAGCAGUUGAAUGGCGCGGUGUCGCUGUCGCUGGCGCAGCGUGUUAAUCUGUGUGUGCACGCAAUGCCUCCUCCUGGUCACCCUGUUCCUCUUCGCCGCCGUCUCCGUCUGUCUGAACAUGCAAGAGAACUCGGAGGCGCAGCCGGUCUUCAAACCGAAACAACGCAUCACCUCUCACUUUGUGGCCGCGGGAGUGUUGCGUAACGGGACGUUCGGCCCGUUCCCGGAAACAUUCUGGAAGAGACACGACGGCGACGACGGCAUUUGGAACCGGCUCCAGUUGUCCAUUGACCACCGUUUCAACCCCAUCCUGCGCCCCCGCGUAGCCGAGAGAGGAUUAAAAAGGUUUGGCGACUCAAUUCUGAAGCAAAGUUUCUCCACAUACGAGGUCAGCCCGAGGGAGAACGUUGACAAGCUACCGAAGCGGAUUCAGGAGUUUGUGAGCCACAUGCAAAGGAGGGAUUAUCCGGUUCUCCUCCAGCCAGAUGCAUGUGGAGCUCGGGCAAAGGGUGAAGAAGAGGUGCCUCUCCUUCUCUUGGCUAUCAAGUCAACAGAGAUGAACAUCAAGAACCGGCAGGCGAUUCGACAGACGUGGGGCAAGGUGGGAUGGGUGGCAGGUCAGAAGACCAGCGGCGGAGCGCAGGUCGGAGGCUACGUCCGCAGAGUUUUCCUGCUGGGCAGGGAAAAAUUUCAGGAGCUGGGUGUGGACAUGUCGGCUCUAGUGAAGACGGAGAGUCAACUUUAUGGAGAUAUCCUCCAGUGGGACUUCGAGGACACGUUCUUCAACCUCACCUUGAAAGACGUGCUCUUCUGGAGCUGGUUCUCGCGCUCCUGCGGUCAGACUCGCUUCGUCUUCAAGGGGGACGACGAUGUUUUUGUCAACACCGCGAAAAUGGUGACCUACCUCCACGGGCAGCUGAGGGAGCCCAACGUCACCAUGGAGGACUUCAUGGUUGGGGAGGUCAUAGGAGCAGCCUUGCCCAACCGAGUCAACAAGUCCAAGUACUUCAUCCCGCACACCUUCUACAAGGGGUUAUAUCCCACGUACGCGGGCGGGGGAGGGGUGGUGUACUCGGGCCUGCUGACCAAACGCCUGCACCACAUGUCCAAGAGAGUUCACCUGUUCCCCAUCGACGACGUUUACGUGGGGAUGUGCAUGGUUCGACUCAACGCCUUUCCCAUCCACCACCCCGCCUUCCUCACGUUUGACUUUCCGGGGAAGGAGGAGGACCAGCAGUGUUCUUAUCACACGAUACUGAUGGUCCACAAACGAAGCCCCAACCAGGUGAUGGAACUGUGGUCCGACUUGGAAAAGACAGAGGCGCAAUGUCGGGACGUUCCCCUGAGAGUUGAAGGCAAGAAUAAACACUAACUGCGCAGUAAGAGGACGCUGUUCUGUGCGUAUAUUUAAUUCCACCGACCAAUGUGGAGAAAUGGUGUCGGCGUUGCAACAGCCGCCGUCGCUUGUGAAAGGACUAAACCCGGAUGUCUGUUCAUUUCGACAUAAAACCACUGUAACACCGUUUAUUUUCAUAUUGCCGAACAGCCUUUCGGUUUUAAAUGUGAUUUACUGUAAAUAAGUUAUUGUAAAUAAGUGUGAAUGUUGAAAUAGUCUUCUGUGAACUAAAGCCUGAUGGUUUCUCUCCAUCCAGUCGAGCUACUACUGGUACAGCUAAUGUAGAAAACAGUCUUCCUUCAAAUCACGUCAAUGCUGAAUCAUAUUUAAGUGGAGGAGUUCGUUGUUGCCUUUUAUGAAAGGGGGAAGUUUAAUAAAUGAGCACAAGGAAGAGAAACAUUUUUUUGUUGUACACAUUUACCGAAGUAUUAAGACCAUCUUCCUUAUUAUGCUGAGUGUUUCAUAUACGUUUUUUUUUCCAUUAUUAUGUAUAAUUUAAGCCAAAAUAUAUUUAUAACAGUUUGAAUUACCUCAGAGAUUGACGAGACUCUCAAACAGUCUAAAAGUCAGAAUAAAGAUGUUGGAAUUUGCCCGAUGGAA